AUGUCAUUUCAAUUUGGGUUUUCGGAGGAAAUCUUAUCUGAUAAUGGUGAUUCUAACCAAUCAAUGGGCAAUCAUGGACAUUCGGCACCCGAGGGACAGAAUUUGAAGCCCAGUCCACUUGAUUCCGAAUUUCUGAAAAGCCCUGAAGUGAAACAACCUGUGGUGAUCGAAUUACAACAACUUCUCCAAACUAUUCGUGGAAUUCGAGUCUCUUACGAGAAGUUCAAAUCGCCGGAGUGCCAAACUCAAUUAUAUCGCAGAGAGCUUUUUGAUGUUAAGCACCAAUUGAUGACGGAAGAUACCAAGACUGAAAUCGGGAGCGCUGCAACGACAGACGAAUUUCAGAUUCUGCUUGGAGAAACGAACGAAGAUCUGCGGAAAUACGUUUACGAGGGAGGGCUCAAAUCUUGGGAGUGCUCACUAGAUCUUGCUGAUGUGCUUUCUUUGCAAAAUUGGAGGGAUAGAUUUCCUGAUUGCGUAGUUGAAAUGGGGUGCGGCAGUGCUUUGCCCUCUGAAUAUCUUUUUCUACAAGUAUUGCAGCGCAAUGUGCCCGGAACUAAGUUUGUCCUGACAGAUUACAACGAGUUCGCACUGCGGCUGGUGACGUUACCAAAUUUUGUGAUAGGGUGGGCUGCAACAGUUCUGAACGAUGUUGAAAGGGUAGAAUUGCAAAGAUGCGAUGACGACACAAUUCCCAUUGUGGAGGGCGAGCUGCUUUUCACAGAUGUGCUUCUGGAAGCGUUUGUCAAAGACAUUUCUAGCCGUGGAAUCGAACUCACUUUCAUAUCGGGCGCAUGGGGCCGUGUAUUUUACGAAAUGCUCGAAAGUUUGACUGUCCGCUCCACGAAUCUUCUGUUACUCACGUCAGAGACUAUUUACAAUCCAGAAACCCUUCCUGUCAUUGGUGAAAUUAUACUAGAAUUGACUUCCAAAAUCAAGCAAGAUCCUCGCCAGGUAAUUACCACUAUGGUGGCCGCAAAGGACAUAUAUUUCGGCGUUGGUGGUAGCGUCAUUGAAUUUCAACGUUACAUGGAAAACAGAAUACGAGAAGAAUCUGUCAAAAUCACGCUAAGCACCUUGAAAGUGAACAGCGGUUUGAAGAGGUCCAUAGUGGUAUUUGAUUGA
Messenger RNA from Lachancea mirantina, 1125 nucleotides. The record is from the annotation of a GenBank genome assembly. NCBI's taxonomy places the organism in Eukaryota, Fungi, Ascomycota, Saccharomycetes, Saccharomycetales, Saccharomycetaceae.